Messenger RNA from Danio aesculapii, 1130 nucleotides. RefSeq names its product gamma-glutamylcyclotransferase b (gene ggctb). Bases 343 to 951 code for a protein of 202 amino acids. Gene Ontology annotation, molecular function: gamma-glutamylcyclotransferase activity. The transcript is spliced from 5 exons. The record is from RefSeq and is a predicted model, not a curated record. Lineage: Eukaryota; Metazoa; Chordata; Actinopteri; Cypriniformes; Danionidae.
GCUUUCUCUGACAUGCAAAAGUGAGCCAGACGAAACAGGAAUAGUACAGUAACAUCGACGAUUAGCUUGAAAUAUAAUGAAAAUGUGCUCGUAUAAGACUUACAACGCUGACAGCAGGUACUCAGAAACGCUUGGAAUACAUUUAAUCUUGUACUGAAACCAGAAGUGUAUGAAGUGGGCACGAGUGUAUGUCAAUAGUGCUGCCAUUAUAUGAACAGAUGACAGGAAACGCAAGGACUCGAGACUAAUCUUUUGUGUUAUUGGACCGGGACAGCCUGCUAAACUUUAGUUUCUGGAUAUAUGACGUGACAAUAACCAGUGCAUUACCUGAGGACUCUGAAGAUGACAGUCCCUCUGCCCUCCGGAGACGCACUGAUGGACAACGGCACCGAGAGCCUUAACGCCUCCACAUUCCUGUACUUCGCCUAUGGGAGUAACCUGCUGAAGGAGAGACUGCAGAUGAGGAACCCGUCCGCUGCUGUGCACUGCGUGGCCAGACUCAAGGACUAUAAGCUGGUGUUUGGCAAUCAUAAAGGGCUGGCGAGUCAGCGUUGGCAUGGAGGAGUGGCCACCAUCGAGCCCAGCGCGGGUGAUGCAGUCUGGGGCGUGGUGUGGAGGAUGAACAUGUCGGACUUGGAGUCUCUGGACAGGCAGGAGAAUGUGAAGAUGGGAAUCUACAGCCCCAUGGAGGUGUCUGUCUCCACCAGCGGCCAGCAUCUCCACUGCAGGACCUACAUCAUGAACAGCUGCAUCUAUGCUCCACCUUCACCACAGUAUCUGAAGGUGAUUGUGAUGGGCGCCGAACAGAAUGGACUUCCAGAAGAGUAUCAAGAGAAACUCCGAUCCAUCGAAACCAACAAAUACGAGGGCCGUCUGCCGGUGAUGGAGGAGCUGGAGAAAGCUCUGAAAAAAUCCAAAGAACGGACAGAAGAGAUUGAGUCUGAAGAUUAGAGAUGAUCAGAUCCACCCUCAGCAGUGUUCACCCGUAUCUCUAGUCUACACAGUGUACACUAUCACUAUGGUAACAGACAGGUUGGAUGUGUUGUUUACGCAGAUCUGGAGGAAUGUGCAGUAUUCGUGAUGUAUGGAAGCAGAAGAAUUAAAUCGCAUACACUCUUUUCUUCCUGGCA